AUGGUCACUUGGAUAUUGCCAAAGUGCUUAGACGAAUCCCAACGGGGGGGUAUACAUCCUUCAAUUAAAGGAGUAGUUUGGGAGUUCUUGUUAGGCUGCUAUGAUCCUAACAGCACGUUUGAAGAACGGAAUCAACUUAAGGAGCAAAGGAGGGAACAAUUCAACACAUGGAAAGCUGAAUGUCAAAGGUUGGUUCCAGUUAUUGGUACUGGAAAAUUCAUUACAACACCUCUCAUCGGUGAUGAUGGCCAGCCAACCGAUGAUUCUUUGAUAAGUGUGCCUCUUUCAGAUAAGAAAGUUCUGCAGUGGGUACAGACGUUACAUCAGAUUGGUUUGGAUGUUGUAAGAACUGAUCGAGCUCUUGUGUUCUAUGAGAGUGAAACUAAUCAAGCAAAACUAUGGGAUGUUCUGUCAAUUUAUACGUGGUUGGAUGAUGAUAUUGGCUAUGUGCAAGGAAUGAAUGAUAUAUGCUCACCCAUGGUGAUACUUCUUGAGGAUGAAGCAGAUUCCUUUUGGUGCUUUGAGCGUGCAAUGCGAAGGCUGAGAGAGAAUUUCAGGACCAGUGCAAGUUCAAUGGGGGUGCAAUCUCAGUUGAGUACGCUCUCCCAGAUUAUUAAAAUUGUUGAUCCCAAGCUCCACCAACAUCUUGAUGAUUUAGAUGCUGGGGAGUAUCUCUUUGCAUUUCGCAUGCUGAUGGUUCUUUUCCGCAGAGAAUUUUCAUUUGCUGAUGCUCUUUAUCUUUGGGAGUUGAUGUGGGCCAUGGAAUACAACCCAAACAUCUUCUCAUUAUAUGAAAAACCAGAGACUUCCCAAACACAAGAAAAUGCACCUGUAGUGAGUGGCAAAUUGUUGAAGCAGUACGGCAAAUUUCAGAGGAAGAACUUGACAACAGGCAAUACUGAGCAGCAUAGUGCCCUAGCAGUUUUUCUUGUUGCAAGUGUUCUUGAAGUGAAGAAUAGGCAGAUCUUAAAGGAGGCUAAGGGUGUAGAUGAUGUUGUUAAGAUCUUGGGUGACAUAACGGCAAAUCUUGAUGCUAAAAAAGCAUGUACUGAGGCAUUGAAAAUUCAGAAAAAGUACCUGAGUAAAACCAAGAAGGCAUGAGAGAUAUUUCUGGUGGCAGCAGUGGAUACUGAAUCUUUCUUCGGCGUGUGAAAUUCUUCGAGGUGUUUGGCCAUUCGUCGUAGGCCAACUUUUUCCUCUUGUAAUAGCUAGCAGCUUCUUACCCCUGUUCUUUUUUUCAUUUAACGUUCUUCUUACGCCAAUCCUGAAUUAAGUACCAAACGAAUUUGCAGCAGGGAAUUGAAGCCUUUGUAUUUUUACAAUAGGGCGUUAUUUGGUUGUCAUCAAGGAAGGAU
Neltuma alba is the source of this 1355-nucleotide messenger RNA. Its product is annotated as TBC1 domain family member 15-like. The transcript is spliced from 10 exons. Bases 1 to 1101 code for a protein of 366 amino acids. NCBI's taxonomy places the organism in Eukaryota, Viridiplantae, Streptophyta, Magnoliopsida, Fabales, Fabaceae. Gene Ontology annotation, molecular function: GTPase activator activity. Gene Ontology annotation, biological process: activation of GTPase activity. The record is from RefSeq and is a predicted model, not a curated record.